AUGUCACAGUCGCAGUACUCUCGUGACACGGUCAUCCAUCUCGUAUCUGGAGGGUUGGCUGGUACGACUGGUGCUGUGGUUACAUGUCCAUUGGAAGUAGUCAAGACUAGGUUGCAGUCAUCUUCUAGCUUUGGUGCUACACGCUAUGAUUAUGUGCCUAGGAUUGCAUCUGAAGACAGUGGCGGUAGCCGCAUGACAUGUAAGACAAUCUCGUCGCUGCAGCGACGACGAUAUAACACCUUGAGCGGCGCUGGUGGCCGACACUCCAGCACACAAAUACUAACAUUUUCUCAAUGUGGUGUAGGCAGCCAGAAUACCAAAUCAAUGGGACUCUUACAGUGUCUCAGGCACAUAGUAAAAACCGAAGGCCCCAAGGCUCUGUUCAAAGGACUGGUGCCCAACAUCGUGGGCGUCGCUCCGUCCAGAGCCAUAUAUUUCGGGGCCUACGCACAAUCCAAAAAGUUUUUCAACACCGUACUUAACCCGGACACACCGAUAGUACAUGUACUAUCGGCGUCUUUUGCAGGAUUUGCUUCAUGUUCAGCAACGAAUCCUAUUUGGCUGGUCAAAACUAGACUACAGUUGGACUUGAACAAAAAUGGAAAAAGACUCACCGCUGGUCAAUGUAUCAGGCGAAUAUAUAGGACUGGGGGCAUAAAAGGUUUCUAUAAAGGUAUUACAGCAUCAUACUUUGGAAUAUCUGAAACUGUUGUGCACUUUGUCAUCUAUGAAGCAAUCAAAGCGAGACUGAUAGCAGCCCGUGUUGGACUUAAUGAGCCUGAAGAUAAUACCAAAACCUCCAAAGAUUUCCUUGAAUUCAUGAUGGCUGGUGCCAUUUCUAAGACUGUUGCUUCGUCCAUCGCCUAUCCUCACGAGGUCGCUAGGACCAGGCUCCGGGAAGAAGGUACCAAGUAUCGAAGCUUCUUCCAGACUCUGUUAACGGUUUACGGCGAGGAAGGCCCAAGGGGACUAUACCGCGGUCUGACCACACAGUUGGUCCGACAAAUACCUAACACGGCCAUUAUGAUGGCAACAUACGAGGCUGCUGUUUAUGUGAUGACUACGUAUUAUAGUCCUAACGAGGCUGUGUUCUACGAAGAUACCGAUGAUCGUUACGAGUGA
This is a messenger RNA of Macrosiphum euphorbiae (potato aphid), 1122 nucleotides long. NCBI's taxonomy places the organism in Eukaryota, Metazoa, Arthropoda, Insecta, Hemiptera, Aphididae. The record is from the annotation of a GenBank genome assembly.